This is a messenger RNA of Rodentolepis nana, 675 nucleotides long. The record is from the annotation of a GenBank genome assembly. Lineage: Eukaryota; Metazoa; Platyhelminthes; Cestoda; Cyclophyllidea; Hymenolepididae.
CCCGUAGUGAUUUCAUCAUCUCAAAUCCAUCCGAAGUUUAACCCACCCACUGAUUCGGAGACCGUCCAAGUUAUGCGCUGGGGAUUGAUACCUUCAUUUGUUCCCAACGCAUUAGAGAAAGCCUCUAGCUACAAAUUUGCAACUUCGAAUGCCAGAGCUGAGAACAUCCUUGAGCGCCCAUCUUAUAUGGAUUGCAUUAAGCAUAGACGUAGAUGUGUUGUCAUUGCUCAGGGGUUUUAUGAAUGGAAACAAGAAAAUGGAAAGAAAAUGCCAUAUUAUAUUUCCAUUCCGGGUCAAGAUGAAUCGCUUAUGCUUAUGGCUGGUAUUUUUUCAGUUAAUAAGGAACAGACAGUUAUUUUCAGAGAUCCUGAAGAUAUUUUUGAGUGGAUCACUCCAAAUUUAUGCUCACCCACCCAAGUAGGUUAUUGCGAUGACCCAACAUGCAUUCUUGUCUUUCAGACUGUUAGUUAUCUUCAACAUCUGACGGACAAGCUAAAAGCCAUCGAAUUGAGAAUAUAUCCAGUCACCCCCUUAAUGAAUUCUACUUCUUUCUCCUCCCAUCAAUGUGUUGAGCCUUUGGAUCCAUUUAAACCGUACUUCCACUUUGAAAAUUUUAGAAACCAAAUUUUACAUAUUAUAGAAUCGUUAAGGAUUUUCCUAAAACCAAGAAGAUAA